Messenger RNA from Gongylonema pulchrum, 228 nucleotides. NCBI's taxonomy places the organism in Eukaryota, Metazoa, Nematoda, Chromadorea, Rhabditida, Gongylonematidae. The record is from the annotation of a GenBank genome assembly.
AUGGCCUACUGGCAAGUGGCAACACCACAUCGUCUCGCCGGUGUCCUUACACCUCCGGAUGUGCACAUCGUAGCUCCGCGACGGCUCAUAUAUUACACGAUUCAACCAUCUGCUGGAAAUCCCGAAACUGGAGCGUUGGUAUCGCACGGAUCCAAAUCCAUCCAGGCAGAAGCUUAUCAAUUAUAUGAAUGUACUGAAUGGCUCCAGUUAUCGGCGGCACAACGUUAA